Molecule: messenger RNA, 1932 nt
Organism: Cornus florida
Lineage: Eukaryota; Viridiplantae; Streptophyta; Magnoliopsida; Cornales; Cornaceae
Product: receptor-like protein 7
Exons: 3
Coding region: 1-1932 (643 amino acids)
Molecular function (GO): protein binding
Source: RefSeq, a predicted model, not a curated record
AUGGAUUGUAUGGCCAAAAGUAAGGGUACAGUUGCUCAAUCCGGUAAAAUUGCUAGAAAGUCCUGCCCGACCGCCAGCAGUUGUUUCAUCAUCGCUCUUAACCAGCUUAUCCGAAAGUUGCAUCGUGGAAUAUCAGUAGUAGUGAUUGCUGCUCAUGGGACGGUGUCACUUGUGAUGAUGACACCGGCCGUGUCAUUGGCCUUGACCUCAGUAGUAGUUUUCUCUCUGGUUUUAUCAACACCAGCAGUUGGCCUUGACCUCAGUAGUAGUUUUCUCUCUGGUUUUAUCAACACCAGCAGUACCCUCUUCCACCUUGCUCACCAUCAGACACUCAAGCUUGCUGACAAUUACUUCAAUGAAUCUCAAAUCCCAUUUGCAGUUGGACUUCUUUCUAGGUUAAUUUAUCUCAAUCUCUCAUACACCGAAUUUGCUGGUCAAAUGCCAUUGGAAUUUUCAAAUUUAACCAAAUUAAAUUCUCUUGAUCUCUCAAGAAAUUCAAAACUGAAGCUCUUAAAGCCUGGUCUAACAAGCUUGGUUCAGAAUGUGAUGAAUUUAAAAGAACUUUACCUCAAUGAGGUGAACAUAUCUUGUACAGUAUCUCACAUUUUGGCUAAUUUUUCAUCUUUAACUUCUCUGCAUUUCGAAAGUUGUCAAUUACAAGGUGAAUUUCCGGCAGACAUUUUUAAGUUACCAAACCUACAGUUUCUUAGCGUGCAUUACAAUCCAGAUCUCAACGGUUACUUGCCUGAAUUUUCUAGGAGGAGUCUACUCAAGGAGUUGAUACUGGCGAGAACAAACUUUUUUGGGGAGCUGCCAAAUUCAAUCGGAUACCUUGAAUCUUUGAAUCAUUUGGAUAUCUCAUAUCGCAAUUUCUCAGGGUCAAUGCUGUCUUCAAUUAGUAAUCUUUCACAACUCCUUCAUUUGAAACUUUCUGGAAACAACUUCUCAGCAGGGUCAAUGCCGCCUUGGAUUGGUAAUAUUACACAACUUGAAAGAUUGUACAUGAGCUCUACUCAGCUAACUGGUCAAAUCCCUUCUUGGCUCAUGAAUCUGACCCAAUUAACGUUGCUAGACCUUUCAUAUAAUAUGUUACAUGGUCCCAUUCCAGAGUCGAUAUCAACUUAUUUCUUGAAAACUCAAGAUGAGUUGCAGCAGUUAAACCUCAGCAACAACCGCAUUCAAGGCCCCCUGCCUACAUGGAUAUGGAACAUGAGUACACAAACUCUGUCUACCCUUGACCUUUCUCAAAACUUUAUAACUGGCUUUCAUCAACCUCCUCCUUUAGCCCUUCCAUGGGGCACACUGCGCAUUUUAGACCUUAGUCUUAACAAGCUGCAAGGAUCACUCCCCGUCCCACCAUCAUCCACCUUGGUUUAUAAUGUCGCAAACAACAAACUGACUGGGCAGAUUCCACUACUAAUCUGCAAUGCAAGUUCUCUUGAUGUCCUGGAUUUAUCUUAUAACAUCCUGAGUGGAAUCAUUCCCCAAUGCUUGGCCAAUUUUUCUGAUCGUCUAACAUUAUUGAAUCUUCGAAACAAUAAGUUGGGCGGCCCCAUUCCUCAAACAUACAAGAAUGGAACCCAACUAACGAUGAUCAAUUUGAGUCAAAACCAAUUGGUAGGGCCAGUGCCAAGAUCAUUGAUCAAUUGCUCACUUCUGGAGAGUCUUGAUCUUGGGAACAAUCAGAUCAAUGAUAUUUUUCCCUUUUGGCUAGGAACACUUUCAGAGUCGAAGAUUCUGAUUUUGCGAUUCAAUAGAUUCCAUGGUGCAAUACGGAACCCUGACACAAGCUUUGCUUUUCCCAAGUUGCAGAUUCUUGAUGUCUCUCAUAAUGGUUUUACAAGUAAGUUACCUUCCGAUUACUUCCAGACCUGGACAGCCAUGAAAACUACUUAUGUUAAUCAAUCGGCACACACUGGGAGAAUUGAGUGA